AUGGAGGCUUCCUUCCCUUCUAUCCAGUCCUUCUUUUCUAGAGAAGUGCUGUCAAACUCACAAAACAAUAAUGAUGAGUCUUCAAUCAUACGUAAGCCAGGGGAUGGCUUCACAGACUCUGAAGUGAACGCAGCACUCAAUCCACUCUCCUGUGAGUGGAAGCCCCAACGAGCGUAUGAGAGAUGUGAUAUAUCUUUCCUUGAAACCGGUCCGCACAACUAUGAAAUCUCCGGACGAGUUGUGAAUUUCAGAAUCGAUGUUCAAGGCCAUCAUCUUUUCAUCGUUAGUGAUGGGACAGGAGUUAUUGCAGUCAAGGUUUACUAUCUAAGUGUGUCGGACUACCAGGAAGUGCUUCUUGGGCAAAGAGUUACAAUAUGGACGACCUUUAUUUCCAACGCUACCAACCUUCAAUACCGCAGUAUACCCUUCUGUAUGUCAGUAACGACCAUCCUUCCUGGUCGCAAUGUAUCAACCCAUAUAAUCUUCCAUAACGACUCCCCUGGCUCAGACGCAUAUCGCAUUUUGCGCUGCCCCUUGGACUGUGACCUGGAGAAUUAUGACUAUCUUCCCGGGCUCAUGACACUGAAAGCCUUCCUAUCUACUGGGCACGAUAUGACAGGAAGCAAAAUACUUGUCUGUGUGCGAAGCGUUGGACAGCGUAGAACGAUCCAUUCGAAGAAAAACCAGAAGUCACUUAACAUGGUAGAGGUGGGUGUAUUCGACGAUACGGCAACUUGUACCCUAAAGCUAUGGGAGGAUAAGAUUGCUUCGGCCAAGACUUGGGCCCCGAGCCAGACCAUGUUACUCAUCUCUAAACCAACCUGCCGAGCCGGCCAAAUGCCGGUGCAUCUAGGCAUUGCACACAACUCAAUUAUUGAUGUCGAUCCUGAAUUUCCUGAAGUUGAUUGGCUCAGAAGUAAGCUGAAGAAUAUAACCAAGCGGCAAAGUAUCUGCCUCCCUUUCCCUACAGAAACCUGGAACAUCGAUCUCGCCAUUCACGGGCCGGGCCGAACCCUGUUUACUAUUGCCGAGAUUGAAGAACAAGUCCGGUUUCCUGACACUGCCGUAAACUUUACUGGAAAGUUGCAUGUCAUGAUCGUGGAGAUGAAAAUCAUGGAGCUUUGGUAUAAAAACAACACGUGCUGCGUUGAAUGUUGUGGGAUCCCGCUCUACUCCAACAAGCCUGUUGCAACCUGUAAGAACUGCGGGUCGCAUAGAGACCUUUCACUUAACCCGCGAAUUAUCGGGUCGUUAAUUGAUGAAAGCGGUACGGUAGCGGCUAGUAAGCUUGUGUGGCACGAUGACGCCUGGACCCAACUCUUCUUCGGGGGCACGGAAAAGGGGCCGCAAUUCGAAGACGGCUCCGAGGCCAAUUUAAUUGAGCAGUCGUGGGAGGACCUCACUGCUCUUGACAGGAUUUCGCUGAAAGAUAUUGAGGAUUCCAUGCUUUACAGUCACGUCACGUUGACUUUCGGGCUUCACGUCUUCAUGGCUAAAUGA
Hypoxylon fragiforme is the source of this 1500-nucleotide messenger RNA. RefSeq lists its product as uncharacterized. Gene Ontology annotation, biological process: resolution of meiotic recombination intermediates. Gene Ontology annotation, molecular function: single-stranded DNA binding; single-stranded DNA 3'-5' DNA exonuclease activity. The transcript is spliced from 4 exons. Bases 1 to 1500 code for a protein of 499 amino acids. The record is from RefSeq and is a predicted model, not a curated record. NCBI's taxonomy places the organism in Eukaryota, Fungi, Ascomycota, Sordariomycetes, Xylariales, Hypoxylaceae.